Cucumis sativus (cucumber) is the source of this 855-nucleotide messenger RNA. RefSeq names its product protein YLS3. The record is from RefSeq and is a predicted model, not a curated record. The transcript is spliced from 3 exons. NCBI's taxonomy places the organism in Eukaryota, Viridiplantae, Streptophyta, Magnoliopsida, Cucurbitales, Cucurbitaceae. Bases 138 to 695 code for a protein of 185 amino acids.
UUAAUUUUCCCAUCCGCCAUACGGCAUGGCACCAUAAAACCCCACUUUCCCCCCCGCUCAUUCCGCCCCCCAUUUCCCAAUACUCCACACACCUCUGAUCCUCCUCCUCCUCCCUCUCCCUCUCCCUCAUCGUUUCAAUGGCUCCCUCAUCAGCUCAUUUCUUGUUUGCUGCCUUGGCUCUCCUUUCUGUGGGGUUCGUGAGCUCCAACAUAGACCAAGACAGGGCGGAGUGUGCGGACCAGGUGGUUGGCCUCGCUACUUGCUUGCCAUAUGUGGGCGGUGAGGCUAAGGCACCCACCCCUGACUGCUGUAGUGGGCUUAAGCUUGUGCUUGAUAAGAGUAGGAAAUGUCUUUGUGUGUUGAUUAAGGACCGUGAUGACCCUAGCCUUGGACUCAAAGUUAACCUUUCCCUUGCCCUUGGUCUUCCUUCUGCUUGUCACGCCCCUGCCAACAUCAAAGAUUGCGUCGGGCUUCUCCAUCUCUCGCCAAACUCCCCAGAGGCUAAGGAUUUUUUGGGUUCGCCCAACUCCAAGGAAACUAACACUUCUACGCCAGCACAUGCUACUCCGGUUAGUGGGAGUUCUUCACAAAACUCAGAAGUGAAGAAUGAUGGAACGAAGAGGAAUCAGUGGUUGGGUGUGGAGAUGUUCAUUUGGUUCAUUACUUCAUCGUUUCUAUUCACUUGCAUUUGGUAAAUUAAAAAAAAAAAACAGAAAAAAAAAAAGAGAAAAUAAAAUGUUCCAUUAGUUAAUUAUUAUAAAAUUAUUUCAUAUAUGUUUGCUUAGCUAUAAUUAAUUUUAUGAUAAUUAUCUUGAGUGAGAUCAUGAUAUAAACUCUUUCAAAUUUGUUUCAUAA